AUGCGAGCUGAGCUGUACAGGGCAAACAGUUCUGUUACCUCAGAGCCGGUCACGUUUGCAAGGAGCAUGCUCUUGGUCCCUGACGAGGAUGUCCUGUUCAUGUGCAGCGCUGAGCAUUAUGGAUCGCCAGACACUGAUGAAUGCGCAAGUAACCCAUGCCGGAACGGUGGUACAUGCAUCGACAGACUGAACGGGUUUAGCUGUAAUUGCACACGCUAUUAUGAAGGCGCCACUUGCCAAGAUUUUUUAAACAUCACCUGCAGAAUUACAGCUAUUGGCCUCGAAAGUGAUGCCACCAUUCCGGACAGUAGCUUCAGCGCAUCAUCCAAUUACAAUGGCUUUGACGCUCGCUAUGGUCGACUGAACCACGCCAAGUCUUGGGAACCGAGCUCUUCAAGUGGUGACCACUACCUACAAGUCGACAUGAUAUCCGUGUACAUUGUUUGUGCCGUAGAUACACAAGGGGGUUAUCAUACUGUAUAUGAUGAUUGGACCACCAGAUACAAGCUUUCAUUCGCACUAGAGACAGGGGCAUGGAGUAUCUACCAAGAAAAUGGCGCCGAUAAGGAAUUCAUAGGGAACGUGGGCGAGACAGACGUGAAAAGCAACUCCCUCGCCAAUCCGACCAAUGCACGGUUUAUCCGGUUCAUUCCCACUGCUUACAAUAGCUGGCCGGCGUUUAGAGUGGAGGUGUACGGAUCUAAAGCCUAGAUAGCUUGAGAGCUUUAAAAAAGGAUUUUGUACAAAGAUGAUACAGGCACCUCUUUGUGAACACUCUAUUGCAGUGGCCCCACUUAAAGAGACUUUGUCAGCCACAUCUUGAUUCUAUUAUCUAUAAAAGUAAUUUUGAAAAAAAAACAUAAUCUAAACAUUAAGUUGUCCAUACUAAAUUCAAUCAAAGAUAAGGCAAUAGUUUCUCUAGCCUCGUCCCCAGGUGUCCUGUGACUGCCCUUUGUGGUAAAAAAUUCCCUGCGAUAAGCUGUCUAACGGGCAAUUCCACCACGGCGAGCGGCAAAUCAAAAGUGACGUCAUUUACAGACAAGCCGCUCAGCCAAUAGAAGCCAGGGAACGAAGCUAUAGUUUCCCUAAAUAAGUAGUUUCUUGCAGGGCCGUUGUUCUUAGCGACACCAGGAACGGCUGCGAGGGACCCUACAAAAUCAUGUGGUUCACCCCAUUAUGUUCCCCAUGUGUAUUAAAUGUAAAUGCAUGUCAAAUAAAACAAUAGGGGGUGAGCACGCACCCUGCGCACCAGCUUCAUUUUCAUCAACUACAAAUAAAUAAUUUGUUCUAAAAA
Messenger RNA from Nematostella vectensis (starlet sea anemone), 1294 nucleotides. RefSeq names its product EGF-like repeat and discoidin I-like domain-containing protein 3. The coding region runs from base 1 to 711 and encodes 236 amino acids. The transcript has 5 exons. NCBI's taxonomy places the organism in Eukaryota, Metazoa, Cnidaria, Anthozoa, Actiniaria, Edwardsiidae. The record is from RefSeq and is a predicted model, not a curated record. Gene Ontology annotation, molecular function: calcium ion binding.